This is a messenger RNA of Mya arenaria, 1087 nucleotides long. RefSeq lists its product as uncharacterized. The record is from RefSeq and is a predicted model, not a curated record. The coding region runs from base 302 to 1087 and encodes 261 amino acids. Lineage: Eukaryota; Metazoa; Mollusca; Bivalvia; Myida; Myidae. The transcript has 5 exons.
UGAUUGCUUUAAUCGGUUUCGCAACGUGUCAAAGAAAACAAAAAUCAUUUUGUUCAGAAUUACACCACAAACUCCACCCAACUACAAAAAUGAAGAAUGCAUUCGCAGAGAAGAUUGGGGUUUUAAAUGUUAUGCAAAAGAUUUGUCAAAGGACAACAUAUUUACAUAUAUCGAUGAUUUGCUGGAACACUACGCUUUUGAAGUACUGAAUCGAGCGGCAGAUACUCUACACGCGUCGGGAGAACUGAAUGACGAACAACUUGCAAAGAUUCAAAAUCUUUACAAAAAGACGAAGAUACCAAUGCCUGAUUGGUUAACUACAAUUAAACCCAGAGACAAGAACAAGUGGAAGGAGAUUUCCAGUGCCGUGUCGUCUUUCCCACUUGUGUUUGGAUGCGACACUUCAAAAGAAAAAAUAGGUAUCCUCAUACUGAAGGAAAACGCAUCGAAAAAGCAAGAUGUGAUCCAGCAUUUAGAGACACUCGGAUUAUCGAAAAAUGAGUUUGAAAUCCAGAUAAUAGAGAUUCAACUAUUGGCUGGUGGAAAAUUUGAAAGUGGUGACAAAAUACAGGUCCGUGGUUCGAACAAAUUUGGAACUCUUGGGGGAUUUGCAAUUUUUCAAAGAAAUAAAACGGAUGAGCGAGAAAUGGUUGCCAUAACCGCAAAGCAUGUUGUUGACGAGUCAAACCAAGACCCAAAAGAAGUACACAUAGGCAAUGCCAACCUCGGUGAAGUGAUAGAAUCGAAAGGUACAUCACGCGGCCCUUCGUACUAUAUUGCCAUAACAAAGGUAACAGCACCAAAAACAAAAUGUCACACAAAAUUUCGAUUUGAGAACGGGAAGGAUGGUUUUGCCGAUAUACCCGAACUUGAACUGGAAAACGCGGAAUGUUUUCCAUACGAAAGAGUCCAUUUUUGGGGUGCUGAGACAUCUCCUGGCGUCGCUGAGAUAUCAAACUGGAAAAUAUCCAAUUCGGAUGCGGGUACGUAUAUUUGCAUCGAAACGCACACUACAAAGGAAGCAUUUGCAAAGGAAGGCGAUAGCGGGUCGAUGCCGAAUGUAUGCUCUUGGCACUCUCGUUGGUGA